This is a messenger RNA of Juglans regia (Persian walnut), 1303 nucleotides long. RefSeq lists its product as uncharacterized. The coding region runs from base 205 to 789 and encodes 194 amino acids. Lineage: Eukaryota; Viridiplantae; Streptophyta; Magnoliopsida; Fagales; Juglandaceae. The record is from RefSeq and is a predicted model, not a curated record. The transcript is spliced from 3 exons.
CAUGGAUUCUGCUUUAAUUCAUUGUAUUGUCCGAGAAAGCCAUUACCUAUAUAUAUAAGUAAAACCUCCUCCAUUCACUUCAUCUCACAAAACAUUGGGUUUGUCUUGUCCUUUCAGUACAUUCCAUUCGUUAAAAGAUAGUACCACAUUUCCCUUUGGAACCAGGGCACGUACGUGCAGAAACCAUCACACAUUAAUCCAUCCAUGGCUUUCUUAUCCAAGCUGCCCUUGGUUCUUUUCCUCUCUUCUCUCUUCCUCCAUGCUGCAAUAGCUGAACUUGUUUGCGAGAAUUUGCCAAAUAAUGUUUGCGCAUUUUCAAUAUCAUCGUCGGGCAAAAGGUGUUUGCUGGAGACGUCCGUGGCUUGUGAUCAUGGAAAGGUGGAGUACCAAUGCAAGACAUCAGAGGUGUUGGUUAACGGCAUCACUGAAUACAUUGAGACCGAUAAAUGUGUUGAAGCGUGUGGGGUUGAGAGGAACACUGUUGGAAUCUCAUCGGAUGCCCUUCUUGAUCCAAAAGCCACUGCCAAGCUUUGCUCUCCUGAUUGUUACCAAAUGUGCCCCAACAUUGUCGAUCUUUACUUCAAUUUGGCUGCUGGGGAGGGAGGAUAUUUGCCGGACCUGUGUGAGAAACAACGCACCAAUCCUCACCGUUCCAUGAGCGAGCUUUUGGGUUCUGGUGUGGCCCCUGGCCCUAUUUCCGGCUCUCCAUCUCGAAAAUUAUAUGAGACUGAGCUUUUGGGUUCUGGUGUUGCCCUAGCCCCUAGCCCUAUUUCCGGCUCACCAUCUUGAAAAUUAUACGAGACUGUUCCCUUCUACGUUUCUGGAGCUACAGCUCCCCAGUAAUCAUGUGACCAUCUGGAUGCAUGGUUUUUGGAGUACUCAUUAUUUUAAAAUUUAGCUUAAUUUAAUGAGGGAUUUAUAUUAGUAAAAUUGAGAGGGAAUGUGUUGGAUCAGUGAAGGAUUGAAAUUCGAGGGUCAAUCCUUCCAGCUUUGGUGUGGAGUAAUAUUGUUAUAAGGUCUCUACAUCUCACGCAAUUUGCGUGGUAAAAUUUUAUUUUGAAUAUAAAUUAUAAAAUUUGAAUUUUAUAAAUCAAAGUUUAUAAUUUAAGUAAUGUAAAUUGUUUACUCUACACAUCAGUUUGAGAAAAGAAUAACUCAAUGGAAUAUACUGUUGACAACUAUUUCAACAAUAUUAUAUGCUAUUUUAUUCAAAAGCAUAUAUAUGCUCCUUAUAAUUUUUUAAGUUGAGAUUAAUGAAUUUUAAUCAUGCGGCCUAUUUAUAUAGGCUAGCUAUAUUAUAUUC